AUGGCUUCCAGCAACCAUGUGGACGAAUCCGAACAUGAGGAUCAGGCCGAGGAUGGAGAUGAGGAGGAUGAUGAGGAGGAUGAUGAGGAGGACGAUGAUGAGGAGGACGAUGAUGAGGACGAUGAUGAGGAGGACGAUGAUGAGGAGGACGAUGAUGAUGAGGACGAUGAUGAGGAGGACGAUGAUGAUGAUGUUAGAGGUAUAAUCCUCUCAGAAAACCUCACUGCUGCUCCGAAACCCGGAGGUAUCGUCAUCGAUGGUGCUGAGGAGGACGAGUACGUGGCUGGAAAAAAGGGAAAGGGGAAGAAACAGGCACCUACUCCCAACACAUCCACGCCGGAGGACCGACGGCGAUUCUUCGACGGCUGCCGCUUGCCAAAGGCACUGUCAGAUCUGUCGUGGACAGAGAAACAGCAACGACUCAUGCGGUAUGAGCUCCGGUUCAAGUUCAUUCUCGAGAGCCUUCAGCAAUCAGCUAAGGCGUUCUCUUGGAAGAGAUCUCGUCUGCAGGAACCGAGAGAGCGAUGA
Molecule: messenger RNA, 528 nt
Organism: Exophiala xenobiotica
Lineage: Eukaryota; Fungi; Ascomycota; Eurotiomycetes; Chaetothyriales; Herpotrichiellaceae
Exons: 2
Coding region: 1-528 (175 amino acids)
Source: RefSeq, a predicted model, not a curated record